This is a messenger RNA of Rhagoletis pomonella (apple maggot), 825 nucleotides long. Its product is annotated as succinate dehydrogenase cytochrome b560 subunit, mitochondrial-like. The record is from RefSeq and is a predicted model, not a curated record. NCBI's taxonomy places the organism in Eukaryota, Metazoa, Arthropoda, Insecta, Diptera, Tephritidae. Gene Ontology annotation, cellular component: membrane. Gene Ontology annotation, biological process: tricarboxylic acid cycle; mitochondrial electron transport, succinate to ubiquinone. The transcript has 2 exons. Bases 184 to 708 code for a protein of 174 amino acids. Gene Ontology annotation, molecular function: electron transfer activity; succinate dehydrogenase activity.
GCUAUUGUUUUGAACCACCUUAAUCCAUCAACAAGGAUUUCGUUUGCAAAAAUCGCAUUCAUUCGCUUGUCCAUUGUGAAUGGCAAUAAUUUAAGACGACGGAAAGAAGAAGCACUAAUAAAUUUGACAGCUAAAUCAAAGUGGACAGACAAAUUUGGACAAAGUUGGAGCAAAGUACCAAAAAUGUAUGCCAUAACUCGUUCACUGAUUCGUUCACCUGCCCUGCGUCAGGGUGUGCAAAGGCUGCAAGUGGCUGCUCCGGCUCGGCAAGUCACUUUGAAAGUUGUACCUGCAAGUGAUGCGGUUCCAACGGAGACAUUUGAUGAGAAAAAUCAACGUCUUGGACGUGAAUUAUCUCCACAUUUAACCAUCUACAAACCACAGUUAACAUCGAUGCUGUCGAUCACUCACCGUGGCACAGGUUUUGCCCUGACUGGCUAUGCUUGGGCUUUGGGUCUAGGUGCAUUGAUGUCUUCGCAAGACAUUUCACACUACGUUACUAUUAUUGAAGGCCUGCAUUUGGGGUCUGCGACAUUAGUUGCACUUAAGUUUGCCUUGGCCUUUCCAUUGGCAUUUCACUCUUGCUGCGGUGUUCGCCAUUUGCUAUGGGAUACCGGCCGUUUUCUAAAAAUUACUGAAGUUUAUUUGACUGGUUAUGUAACUCUUGGUAUUAGCCUCGUACUGUCGGCUAUUUUGGCUUGUUUGUAAACAUAUAACUGAAUCAGUUGGAUAUUUUUCUUGUUACCUUAUGUUGCAGAGAGCUUAUUUAAAUUUAUUUGGAAUAUUGGAAAAUUAAAGUGAUCUUAGCGAAAGUAAAUAACGAUA